Molecule: messenger RNA, 8050 nt
Organism: Argiope bruennichi
Lineage: Eukaryota; Metazoa; Arthropoda; Arachnida; Araneae; Araneidae
Product: junctophilin-1-like
Exons: 9
Coding region: 422-3004 (860 amino acids)
Cellular component (GO): plasma membrane; junctional membrane complex; endoplasmic reticulum membrane
Source: RefSeq, a predicted model, not a curated record
CAAUAACUCCCUCGAGGAACCUCCCGCCGGCGACAGUGGUCGGGUCCGCUGCGAGGAAGAACACGGAGGAAUACUUGCGACACGAAAACAGAGAGCGAUCCUCGUCACUAUGCCUUGUGCCUUGUGCGCGCAGUCCAAGUUUGGUCUUAGGAAUAGAAUCCAGGCCGUAAGUAAAAAGCAUGCCCCUUCUACCUUGCUCUGAGUGACAAGUGUGCACUCGUGACACCUUGCGAAUGAAGGCGGAUGAAUCAAAAUUUCCGGCGACAAAAAGAAUCGAUUUUGGAUUACGACCGAAUGAAAUGUUGUUGCCAUUCUACAUUCAUUAACUCUUCUUAGGAAAUAAAAAAUGUGUUCUUCUUCUCGACUCUGGUGGAUAGAAUUACAUUCAUGCGUUUCGUGAUGAGGACGUGAGGCAGGAGCGAUGGCGGGCGAACAGGUGCCCGGGGGUCGCUUCGACUUCGAUGACGGGGGCACCUACUGCGGCGGAUGGGAGGAUGGAAAGGCGCACGGACACGGUGUGUGCACGGGCCCCAAGAGCCAAGGAGAGUACGCCGGAUCAUGGCACUUCGGAUUCGAGGUGUCCGGCGUGUAUACGUGGCCGAGUGGCAGUACGUAUGAAGGCCAAUGGCAGAAUGGCAAGCGGCACGGGCUAGGUGUAGAGACACGGGGGCGCUGGACGUACCGGGGGGAGUGGACGCAAGGCUUUAAGGGGCGUUACGGCAUCCGGCAGAGUGUUAGCUCAGGCGCCAAAUACGAGGGGACCUGGGCCAACGGACUGCAGGACGGAUAUGGAUCAGAAACAUACGCAGAUGGAGGCACCUUCCAGGGCCAGUGGAUGCGAGGCAUGCGACACGGGUACGGCGUGCGGACGAGUGCCACCUUUGGACUGGCCUCUCAUUACCGUCCGAAGAGCGUCCGGGGCUCCCUGUCGUCGAUCCCGGCGAGCGAACAGGCGGACCCCGCCAGCGAUCGAGACCGAAAGAUUGACGACUUCCGGGGCGGAUUCGUGCUCAAGUCUCGUAGCGAUGAGCCGCCCGCACGGAGGAGAUCCCUCGUCGAGAAGUCCACCAACCUCAAAAAGUCCAUCCUGCAGGGCCUGAAGAUCAAGAAGCAGCGCAGUACUGGAGAUAUUGACCGCCGCGGGGUGAGCUCGAUCCGAAGCUCGGGCUCGAAUCUAAGUUCCGCGAGUUCCGAGUCGAGUCAAUCCGGGGUGGCACACAGCCAAGGUGGUGGUUCUCUGCACACGGAUAGUAACGUGAGUUUCGUGUCACAGGACGAACUCUGCGACACCGCCGUCACUGAGACCUACUUGGGUGAGUGGAAGAAUGACAGGCGCUGCGGGUUCGGCAUUGCUGAGAGGUCGGACGGACUCAAGUACGAAGGGGAGUGGUACAACAACAAGAAGUACGGGUAUGGCGUGACCACGCUACGAGAUGGCACCCGAGAGGAGGGCAAGUACAAGAACAAUGUGCUGGUCUCUUCAGGCAAAAAGAAACAUCUGUUCAUGCUACGUUCGACAAAAUUUAAGGAGCGCAUAGACGCCGCCGUCAACGCAGCUGCCAGGGCAUCCCAGAUCGCCCUGCAAAAGGCCGACAUCGCCAUCUCUAGGACGGCGACGGCUCGAGGCAAAGCCGAGCAGGCUGACAUCUCCGCCAUGCACGCUCAAGAGGACGCCACCAUCGCCAGACAAAUCGCCAAACAAUUCGAUCCGGACAUCAAGAUGCCCGAUAUGAUGAAAAAUAGGUACAAUGACCGGAUGAAUCCCACGCCACCUGCGAGGGUCCCCUUUACCAACCUCAGCAACCAAACGCUAUCAGCGAAUACGCCGGAUGGCUCCCGGACAGACAGUCCAUUGGAUCCUUCGCGGAGAAACCUCUCCAUGGGUAUGGGAACGCCCUCCCAACAGUCCAGGCAACCACUUAAUAAUCCACAACAAGAGAGGUAUAUGAGCCCCACUCCGGUCAUCCAGACGCAGUAUCCUGGUCAACCAACUUCCUACCCGAUCCAGAACGCUGUGAGCCAAGAUACCCGGUAUAUGCCUCAGCAGCAAAUGGAUAGGUAUACUUCUCAACAGGGCCCGCAACAGCAGAGCUACGCCAACCAGAACCAGGGCUACGGCGCCUACCCUUCAGCACAGCAGCAGAACCAGUAUCCAAUGCAAAAAAUGAAUGCCAAUUACCUUGGGCCUCAACAGGACCCACCCCCAGUGCCUAAUCGACAGGGUUCCUUCAGAAGGCGCCCUAGUGCCCGUGACUCACAAGGGGGCUACUCCAUGCAACAGGCUAUGGGCGACCACUUUGACCACUACAGACAGCAGGAGCCACGUGUUAGGACAGUCAUCAAGCAUGGGAGGAGGAUACCCUCCCCUCCCCGUAGUGGCAUGUAUCCGCCACCACCCAGGACCAGCUAUGGUCCAGACGCAACCCCAGAUUCGGGGGUGUCUGAGAGCAUGGAUGAACUGUCCCCCUCCCGCUUCGGUCGCAAGUCCCACCUGCCGCCCAUGAUCUACGGGGACAGUCAUGCGUCUAGCCUGCUAAGUUUCGCUCCGAGCGAGGAGGAUCGUCGUAGCAUGAGCCCCACUAUGAGCAGCAUGGGGUUGGACAGUGAGCUGGGCUCUGAAGCUUCGACGGGCAGUGGGGCUUUCCCUCGGACAGCCUCCCUCUAUGUAAAUCCGCCCAGCCGGAAAAAGCAGCAAGAGGCGGCGGCCGCCAAGGGCGGAGGGGGAGAUCUGCUCAUGAGGAAGAAGAGCAUGCCCCAUGGGCCCAAGGAGAUCGCGGGAACCCCUCAAAAGGUCAUUCCCCGAGAAGAGGUGGCUUAUCUCAGCUCACAAAGAAGGGAAGAGCUCAGAAGGAUGCAAUAUGAGUCUGAGAGGCUCAGGUCAAAUCCGUUGCUCUACUUAGUUAGACCAGAUUUGAAGGACUGGUUCUCCAGACAACAGAUGAUCCUGCUGGUUCUUGUCAUCAACAUCAGCCUGGCCAUCAUGUUCUACAAACUGCUCUCGUAGGCCGGAAGGCAACACAUUUCAUUUCACCGAUCAAACAUCCUCGCCGCCGACUGGCCGCUUCUGGAGUCGGUCCGGAGGGUGCCCGACAGAGAGGGAUUGCAGCUGUGGACCAGCCCUUUCUUUUACUCGAAGCGGGCUCUCGUGAUAAAUAAUCAAAUUUUAGUCUCACACAGCGUGGUGGAAAUGGUAUGACCCGUGGUUAUAUAUACACAUAUACAUAUAUAAAUAUAUAUAUAAUAUAUUGUUAACUGUCAUUGCACAGGUCACGUAUUUUCUACGCACUGACGAGAAAUUUUAUUUGUAUGUGCAAUUUUUUUCCCUUUCUUCUUAUGUAGGUGUGCACCGAAGAAACAAAAAAAAAAAACUGUUACCUUCUUCCUUUGUCUGUUCGUGUCAAAAGUUUGGUUUGAUGUUUAUUUUGAAUCAAAACAGUACUUACCUGCGCUAUGUGAGUAUCGCGAACAUUCGGUGCACACAAUUGCCAAGAUAUUUUCUUCCUAGGUUUCGUCCGCACCGUUGAAGCAAAAGUGGACACGUUCUAUUUCAUCUACACUUUUAUACAUUAUGUAUUUGAUAUUUCACUUUUAAAGCACCACAAAAAAAAACGCAUAUUUUUACGAUUUUUAUUAUUAGUUCAUUGUUUGUGGUUCGAGCCUUAAAAUUGUUGAUGGAUGCAGUCCAGAUAAAGUGAUAAAUUAAUUACCAAGAAAACAAAUAAGAUAUAUACAUGACAACAUUUUUUUUAAUUUAUAAAUUGGCCUUUAUUCAGUUGAAAAAUUAUAACAUAAAAAUUUAUUUACACACGUUUUAUUUUCAAAAAUCGUGUAUUAUAAAAAAAAAGAAUAAAAUUUAAUGUAAUUUAUAUUGUUGAAUUUCUGAAAAGAAAAAAGACACUGAAAAAAGAAAUUUAGGUUACACCAUUCUUUAAAAUAAAGCCAAUAAUGAAUGUUCGCAAUUUUUGUAUUCAAAAAUGACUGCUAUGCCGAACAUAUUUAAAUUUUUUUAAUAUUUGGUAUAGAACUAUAUAAAAUAAUUUUUAUAGACAUUUUUGAACAAAAUGUGUUAGCAAAGCAUUUUUAUUUUCGCAUGUCUUUUUAAAAUAAAUAUAAUUACUUAGUUUGCUCUUAUAUAAGUGGAAAUGAAAUCAAUUAAUAUUGUGGAAGUAUUUUAGUUGUGUAUCUAGCAUCAGAAAAGUAAUGUAAAACAAGAAUCGUCUUAUAUAAAUUAUCCUAAACAUGUUACUAAAAAUAUCUAAAUAUAUUUUCAAUUGCCAACUACAUAUUAUAAAAGCCAUUAAAACCGAAUGCUAUCAAAACAAAAUCAUUUGCUUAAUGAAAUGAAUGAUUCUAAUUUUACAUUACUUAUCGUUUGCCAGAUAUACAUUCCACUAAUACUAGUAUUCUUUUCCUUUUAAAUGGCAUGGGAGAAGAACCAUCAUAUGUAUUUAAUGCAAAAUCAUUUGAAAGAAGGUUCGAACCUCAUCAUUGAGUUGUCCAUAAUUAGCAUUUCAUCAACCAAUUUUUAGAUGUGGUGUGCUUUUUCAAUUUACUAUCCGCCCAUAGUAAGCUUGAAUCUUUACACCAUUUUUCCUUGCCGUCAGGCUUGUUCUCUAAGCCUGAAAAUGCCUUUAGCUUUUAGUAGUCGAGAGAGUGUAUAUACAACAUGUAUAUAUACGUUAUAUAAAUAUAUAACACAUGUUUUUUAAAAAACAAAUUGAGAUUUUUAACUUUUAGUUCCUCUGUUGGAACAAUUGAAGAGUUACUAAGUCGUUAUUUAUUUGUUUGGCCUCAUGCGAAAGUAAGGAGGAUGCCGAAUCUCGAUAUGAAAUCCCAGGAAUCAAUCGCACGGAUUUUUUUCCUCGUCCGUCCAAAAUUUUAGAUGUACUCUCCACAUUAUUCCUUCACGCCUGCCGCUCUCUUCCAAAAUUUUUAUCGGAAGAAAAAAAAAAGUUAUUAAAGAUUCUAAAACUAGCGAUUCUUCCGAACGAUUGAUAUGACGCUUCAAUCAUUUAAAAUAAUCUAAUAAGUGAUAUGACGCACCGACUUUAGUAAAUCUAAAAUUAUAUUUCAUUCAUAAUUUAAAACAACAGCAAAGAAAACUAUCUACAAUAGCACUAAUAAAUAAAUAUAAAAUAUAAUGCAUCUUCAGGCACUUUUUUUUUUUUCAAUUUUAUGAAAAGAAUUCAUACAGAGUAAAUAAUUAACAAGUGAUAGAUAUGUUCGAAAUUAUAUAAACAAAAAAUAUUUUUUCAAUUCUACAGCAAUUACUCCAUGUCUAUUUUUUUAAAAUCAAUUAUAAUUCAAUAUCAAAAAAAAAAUUAAAUUUAAAACAAAAUUAAAACAAAUAUUCCAAAAAGCAUAUAUUGAAAUGUAGACUGUAGUAUAUCGACAAUAAUGAAAUGUAAACUUGGAAAGAAUGAAAAGGCAUGCAAUAUCAUAUCUGUUUAAUAAACGAAAUGCAUAAAAAUCAACUCGCCUUUUACACAUUAUAGUACAAAAUGUUAUUAAUCGGCGUCUCAUGAUUAAAAUGUUUUGUCUAUAAAUAUUGCAUUAGAUAUUUUGAUUUAAUCUUGUUCGUUAUAAUUGUGUUUACUUUAUGAAAAUCAGGCUUACGCUAGCAUUUUAAAGCAUACAUUUUUAAAAAUAUAUUUAUUUUUAAAUGUAUAUGUUUUUGUAAAUCUUGUUAUAUUUUGCUAUGGAAAUCGAUUUCUAAUACUUUUACGAAGUGAAUUAACUAGCUAUAAAAGCAGACGAUAUAAUUACUAACGCACUUGAACUUUUUCAAUCGAAGCUGAAAACAGUUAAACUCGAGUACAGAGAAGAAAAAAAAGCUUUUUAUUUCCUGUCCAGUGUCCAAAAUGCAGGGAACAAAUUCUUAGUUGGAAAAUUUUCAUAACGAAAACACUUUAUAUCUUUAAUUGUUAACUUUGAAUCUCAUCGAAUCGCGUUUUGCACAGACGACAUACUUUACCUUGACGAUUGAAACUCACCAAUUAGAAUAUCGACUUUUAUAAAGUAAAGCACUUAAAUUAUGCUCUAAACUAAACUGUUGAGAGAUAAUGACAAAGAAAUCGAUCCAAGGAGCGAUGGGAGAUGAAAAGAAUGUUUCUCGUGGAAUUCGGAGAGCGUCUAAAACAGUCGAAUAACCUCGAAGCUCAGCCUUCACAGAAACACUCACCCAGACUUUGGCAAACAAGCCUGUUCCGCAUCUCACGAAAAUAGAACAGUGAGUUCCUUUUAGUCGAUUCAGCGCAUCUUUGCCUGCUACCGGUUCUAUCUUUUUUAUUUAUAUUUUUCAUUGCACGCGAAACGAUAAUUUUAAUAGAAAACAAAAUGUUAUAAUUAUAUUCUUUUCGAAUUCUUUUUUAUAAAAUAUUUAAUAAGCAUUUCAAAAGAAGAAAAAAAUGCUUUGUAGUUGUACUCAAGCUAUACAAAUUUAUUUAAAAAUUUUAAAACAAAAUGUUAUAAAAGAACUCUAUAUUAUAAUGAUAUAAAAAAUUUUAUUGACAGAAAAAAAUAUUCUAGAAAUUUCUCAAUUAUUAAGAUAGAAAACACAAACUUUGAAAAAAAAAAGAAUUUUUUUAAAGAAAGCUAUUAAUAUUCUUUUUAAAUAAAUUGAUUAAAGAAGAAUUAAUUUAAUUCAUGAAGUAGCGCAUUAACUAUUUUCUACACAGUUGGGGGAAAAAAUUACUAUAAUUUUUUCUGCACACACAUUUUAGAUUUCACUCUUUUUAUAUCUUUAUUAUGAACAAAAUAUAAGCAUGUUUCUCCAAACUAUAAGCAUUUCCAUUUAAGGAAAAGAAUUAAUAUUACAAAAUUUCGACAGAUUUUUAAUAAUUAAAUUGGAAAGCAUAAAAAAUUAGAUAUAAAAUUAUUAAUUAUACAUAAAGAAGUGUAAUUAUUUUUAAUUAUAGGAUAAAGGCAUAUUUAUGAAAGGUUGUUUGAAUAAUCUAAGGAUAGAGGUUAUAUUUUGAAUGUAAUGUUUAUGGUCAAAGUUGGCAAAACAUUUUUCAAAAAAAUAAAGUUAAGGAAAAAUUCUGUAUAAAUUUUUAAAAAAAGAAUAGUAUUAUUUUUCAAUGUGAAAUAUACUUAUAUUCUAACAAAAUGUUGCAUAUGCAUUGAAUUUUAAAAAAAAAUAUUCAAAAUACACAUAUGCUUAAUGAGAAACAAAAUAAUCCAGUAAAUAAUUUCAAAAGUUGUUAUUAAGUUUCAACAGUUUAAGAAAUCAGACAUUCAGGUUUAAGUGAAUGUAAAAAAUUUAUCUUAACUACAAAAAAUGUUAAAUAUAAAAAUUAAAUAUAAUUAAUGUAAUUUAUAGGCAUUCAUUCACAUUAAAAAGAAAGUAGUUUUAGGUAAAAUGUAGAUUCGAUAGUUUUAGAUGUCAUUUUUUUCAAGUUAUUAAUUAUUAAAAAAUGAAUAUUGAUAUACGAGUAGAUUCCUAUGAGCGUUUUAUAUUGUUAAAUUCACAGGCGUUUUUUUAGAAAAUGCAUUACUAAAUUAUUUUGGCAGCUUUGCACGACUUAAAAAUUUCUAAAUUAUUUUUAUGGCAGCUUUUACCUUCUAAUUUUAUCAAAAUAAUAAUAAGAGAAGAAAGGAUAUUGUGGAGUUUAUAUAUUGAGAAUGUUGAAAGUCUUUGUACGACAUCACUGCUUUUAUGUUGCCAUUCUUAUUUUCCAUAAAGCUUCUUAUAAAUGCAUGCAAGAAGUUCCUUCAUUUCAAUUCUCCACACCCAUAUAAAAAUACUUGCUUGUGUUUAAAACCAGCCAGAUAACUUUCAUGUAUAAAAUAAAUUCAUAAAGUUAUUUUAUAAGAUGGAAUUCCUGAAAUAGUUGGUUGUAUGUACGUAAGAGUUGUAUAAGUUUUUCGUUUAUUCAUAAGUAUGCAUUGAUUUUAUCAAUAGUUGUGCAAAACAUUGAAAAGCUGUGGUGCUAUACAUUGACAACUGAUAUAUCGUGCCUAAGUGUAGUUGUGUGUUGUGAAGUGGAAUUUAUAGGUAACUGUGAUUUAUACGAAAUUAAGCAAGAAUAAAAUAGGUUUGUUUUAUAAA